AUGUACAACUUGAACACCACAAAUAACAGUAUCUCUAUCCUCAACAGCCUCCUGCACACGUCCUCCAGCAGCAGAAGCUCCCUCAGUCCCGACUCUAGCUUUGACGCCUUUCUCCGAUCUCCGACUGGUAACGGUAUGGACCCCUACAUGGCUUCCCUGGACGAUAACCCAGAGGCUUUGUUCGAUAUCCUCACCAUACAGUCUAUGCAGGAGCGUUACUCUGAUUCUGAGAAAACGGAAGUGAGUAACGACAGCUUUGUUGACGUUGCUUUGGUGACGGACCAGGAUUUUGAGAACUUUGUGAGAGAAUUUCCGAUUGAUGAUAGUAUUUCCGAGUGCUUCGCCUCUGACAACUUCAACAGUGCGCCUGCUCCCGUCAAUUCCAAAUACAGACAAUCUCAACCACGACCCAAUAAACUAAAGAAGAAACACAUACCUAAUGGUAUCCAUGACAACCAUAUACUAAGUGACGACGAUGCUAAAUCGAGCGACUCAAAGAAGUCAAAACUAGGGAGCCUCUUUCACCGUAAACCAAAGGUCAAAGAUCAAAACAAGAACGCCAACACUGUAGACAUUCAAAGCGAUGUUCAAGGAGACGAAACAGCGAUUGGGGUCAAGGUCAGCAGAGAAGAGGCGUCACGCAGCCAAAGUUCCCCUCGCAAGCUACCUCCUCUCCCUAGGGUAAAAGGAGGAUCUUCAGGUGGAUCAAUAAAGGGAUCAGUGGACUCCCGAAAAUCAAAGUCGUCUUCUCAACAGGAGGUGAAAUACUGGUUCUCCAUCAUUGAUGUAGAGGAGGAUGAGGAUACGAUUAUUCAGACGCUGACGUCAUGGCCGGAGGGGCGACUUAUGAAGCUUAGGGAUGGCCAGGGAAACACACUACUACACAGGGCAGGAAUGGUUGACAAGGCUAAAGUUAUCACCGAACUCGGAACUCGGUUUCCAGAACUGAUAUAUGAUCUCAACUAUGAUCGGCUAUCUGCCUUAGACGUCUCUGUACAGUCUGGAAAGGAAACGGCCAUGAGCGCACUAUUCAAACUACAGUACGGCGAUGAGGCGCCACCGUCAGGGAUUGUAAGCAAACUGCUGGAAGUAGCGGCAAAGAAGGGAGAGUGUGGCUGUCUUGAGAAGUUGCUCAGCUUCCUGUCCAGGGAUGGAGGGGGGCAGUUGACUUUACCUAAGAACAGGGGCGGUGACACAGCCGCGCAUGUCGCAGCAGCCCAUGGUCACGUGACGUGUCUACAUGUGCUGAUAGAGCAAGGUUUCUCAGGUUGGACAGAGAACGCUGAAGGUUUACAUCCCUUGCAUGUGGCCGUGCAACAUCAUCAGAUGGCGUGCUACCACUUCCUGCUUCUCCACCAGUGUUGUAAAUGUCUGUUACGGGACCACAAGGCGGACAGCCUUACUGCCAACAGAAUUCGAUCAAGCAGGAUAACCACUCAAAGUGCCAUUGAACAGUUGGAACAGCGUCUUGUGUGCCAUCAGAAAAACGUGCUGGACACACUGACCACCAGUGCGGAAACACAAUUAACUAUCACCGAGAGUCUGACCAAUCUCUAUGGCAAGGUGGAGGGACUGCUGGAUGGCAUGGACACGGAACAUGGCGGACAGUUGAGGACACAGCUGGACAAUAUCCGGGCAGAGGGAGAGCGCCUGCAGGACCUGUUUGAGUUCUCUCCCCUGGCCAGCACCAGUGAACUGUUGUCGAAAGUGCUGAAUGACUUCUCUAAGCUCACUUUAGACUCUGAUCGAUUGGAGGGCGAAAGUGAGAAUGUCGGCAAUGAACUCUCAUCGACAUCCUUCAUAUCGAAAGUUGCUGAAGAGGUACAGAAAAUUUUACCUUCAAGUAAAAAUGUUCCAGGUGAUAUUGACAGCAUCAUUGGCACAAUUUUGUCAAGACCAAUUAUUAACACAAAUGUUCAGAUACAGAAACAGAAACACGUGCGUCCACCAUACACGACAGUAAGUGCUAGGUCUAAAGAAACUUCUGAUGUGUCAGAAGUAGCUCCAUCAAAUACAGUGAAACCUAGAGAAAAAGAAGUGAAAUUCUCCAACGUGUUACCCACAAAUCGUCCACCAGAACAGCAUCGCGAAAAACAGCUUGUGGUACGUGAUGCUCCUUUGUAUGCAUCUAGAUACAGUUCACGGCAGCUUCAAGACCGAAUGUUUCCUCGUGCCGACCAAGAGUCAGUUUGUUCAAAUACGCUAACACUGACUUCUGGUAUAACAGGAACUGAACGGACCUCGGAUUGGACAUCACGUGUUGAAACAUUAAGUGCAGAAUCGAGUGACUCGGAAUCUGAUUGGUGGGAAGAUUCACGGCACAGUGCUCCAAGGUGGCGUCACAGAAGAGCAGAUGAAGAUGAGGAGGAUGAAUAUUACGACGACGACGAUACUUUUUCUGGCAACAACGUGGUGCUUAAUUUAGAAAACGAGGACGCUCCAGAUGAGGUGCUGCGGGAACACCGACUUUCCCAACACUUGCAAGCUAUGAAACGGUUUAACACAGAACGGACUGACCUGGUUGAGACUGUGGUAACAGCUAGUGGACGGAGACUGGGAGGACGGGUCAGACCGGACCCGUCUUACAUACACAACCCAGAUCUUCGCCUAAGUCACCAUCGAUACAACCAGCAAGAGGCCAAAUCAGACUCGCUUCGCAACGGAAAGAUUAAAGACCGACAGAGGUCAAAGAUCAAAUUGUUCAGUGAGGAGGACAUACAGGGACCUAGUGAACUGACACAGUCAGAGUUUCUAGACAGUUAUGGGCGGACAGCGGGCGAGUUUGGACGGACGACAGAAAAACAGGAGAAACGUUGGGACGAGGUUUCAUUGACA
This is a messenger RNA of Mizuhopecten yessoensis (Yesso scallop), 2835 nucleotides long. RefSeq lists its product as uncharacterized. Gene Ontology annotation, molecular function: protein binding. The annotation marks the transcript as partial. The transcript is spliced from 11 exons. The record is from RefSeq and is a predicted model, not a curated record. NCBI's taxonomy places the organism in Eukaryota, Metazoa, Mollusca, Bivalvia, Pectinida, Pectinidae.